Molecule: messenger RNA, 1116 nt
Organism: Coregonus clupeaformis (lake whitefish)
Lineage: Eukaryota; Metazoa; Chordata; Actinopteri; Salmoniformes; Salmonidae
Gene: cldn10d
Product: claudin 10d
Exons: 5
Coding region: 180-935 (251 amino acids)
Biological process (GO): bicellular tight junction assembly; cell adhesion
Cellular component (GO): bicellular tight junction; plasma membrane
Molecular function (GO): structural molecule activity
Source: RefSeq, a predicted model, not a curated record
UGCAAGUGUCUGGCUGCACCUCGACUUCCAAUGACCAAAGAUCCCUUAGUGUCUCUGGAACUCCACUCCAGCUUUGUUCACUACACCCAUUUCUCUGGUAAAUCCUCUUCAUACAUUUAUAUAUUUUUUUCGGGACCACUGCCAAGCUCAAGGAGAGCAUCCUCCUUAUCACCAUCAUCAUGAAGCACAGGACGGUGAUGAUGUAUAUGGAGAUAGGCUGCUUUGUGUCGUGUCUGGCUGGCUGGAUUCUGGUUUGCUCCACCCUGGCUAUAGAGUACUGGACCUGGUCUGAAGUGGGCAGCAUGGUGCUCACCACCGGCAUCUACUUCUCUAGCCUCUGGAAGGACUGUGUCUCAGACUCCACGGGGGUGUCCGACUGCAAAGAGUACCCCUCCAUGCUGGCACUACCAGUGUUCCUCCACGCGGUUAGGGCUCUGUCGAUCUGUUCUGUCAUCCUUGGGUUCUUCGCUGGAGUCCUCACACUGAUAGGGAUGAAAUGCACCAAGAUUGGAGGGUCAGAGCUCGCCAACGCACGGGUCACCUUCGCCGGGGGAAUCACCUAUCUGACGUCUGGAUUUGCUGGCCUGAUUGUGUACUCCUUGUGGGGUAACAAAGUAAGAUCAGAGUUUGUGGAUCCGAAUUUCAAGGCACAGAAAUUUGAAAUCGGAGCAGCGAUUUUUAUUGGCUGGGGAGGCUCGCUCUUGCUCAUCACCGGUGGUUUCGUACUCAGUUUCUUCUCUGGAAAGGAGGGUCUACGCUCGACUUCAAAGAAAAGGCCCCGCAGACCUAGAUCCUAUGCCACAGCUCAGACCAGACGCACAUACAUGAUGCCAAACUCUUCCAGAGUGACUCCAAUGCCACAAUUGUUCCAAGAGAGCAGAGCCGGCAGGAAGACCAGGACAACUAGGACAUAUAGCAGGGACGAUUUUUUGUGAGCUGCAGUAGCUCCUGUGCUGCAGGAAAUACACUGCUUCAUAUCAUUGGUCGUUAGAUACCAUGAAAACAUUGUAGGAACUGAAUCAAUUUGAUUUGGUAACUGUCUCACCACCUACACCUUGAAGAUACCCUUUGUAUGACUGUUUUACUAACAUAUAACUGUGUUCCGUUUACACUGUU